Cheilinus undulatus (humphead wrasse) is the source of this 3686-nucleotide messenger RNA. RefSeq names its product IgLON family member 5 (gene iglon5). Bases 14 to 976 code for a protein of 320 amino acids. The record is from RefSeq and is a predicted model, not a curated record. The transcript is spliced from 8 exons. Gene Ontology annotation, cellular component: neuron projection. NCBI's taxonomy places the organism in Eukaryota, Metazoa, Chordata, Actinopteri, Labriformes, Labridae.
UCAAGCUGCAGAGAUGGAAAUUGAAGCCGAGGAAGGGUCCAGUGUGCACGCAGCAGAAUUCGGACACCUGCCGGACAACAUUACAGUGUUGGAAGGAGAAAGCGUCACUUUGAGAUGUCGGAUCGAUGAGGAAGUGACCCACAAGGCCUGGCUGAACCGCUCCAACAUCCUCUUCACAGGGACAGACAAGUGGUCGCUGGACAAACGCGUGACGCUGGCCAACAGCAACAACAGCGACUUCUCCAUUCACAUCGAAAAUGUGCAAGUAACCGACGAGGGGCCUUACACCUGCACCUUCCAAGCCAACAACAAGCCCCGCAUCGCCCACGUCUACCUCAUCGUCCAAGUGCCGGCCAGGAUCGUGAAUAUCUCCAAAAACGUGUCGGUAAACGAAGGCGAGAAUGUAAACCUCUACUGUCUUGCAGUAGGUCGACCUGAGCCCACCGUCACCUGGAAGGACCAGAAAUAUGGGCUGGUGAGUGAGGGGGAGUUCCUGGACAUCACAGAGAUCAAGAGGCAGCAGGCCGAGGACUACGAAUGCAUCACUAACAAUGGAGUCGCCCCACCCGAUCAGCGCAAGGUCAAAGUCACAGUCAACUACCCUCCGAUGAUCACAGAUAUGAAGAACAUGCCGGCACAUUUGGGUAAAACAGCCAUCCUGCGCUGUGAAGCCAUGGCGGUCCCACCAGCUGUCUUCGAGUGGUACAGAGACGACCACAGGCCGGUAGAGAGUGACAACACCCUAAGGAUCAAAAACGAGAAGACACGCUCGCUGUUGCUGUUCACCAAUGUGACAGAAAAACACUUUGGCAACUACACCUGCUUCGCCUCAAACCGUCUUGGGGCUUCCAACGCCAGCAUGCUGCUGUUUCGACCGGGGGCCAUACAGGGGCGAGGGACCGGUUUACAAGCAGGAAUGAGCGUCAGCGUGUGUGUUUGGAUUUCCCUCUCCACUGUUCUUCUGCUGAAAGUGUAAAAGAUCGAGCUCCACCUGGAAAAGUCAGCCCUUAACGUCUGUGAAAGCCCUGCCCCUUCCCUACCGAUUCCCCCUUCUUUCCUCUCUCUCUCUCUCUCUUUUCCCCUCUAUGGAAGGAAGACGGAAAUGAAAUUCUUUAAUUACGAACCCAUCACUGUGAACAAAAAGAAUAUGCAUUAAUCCAGGAGCCAUUGAAUCAUCACAUACAUCAACCCCAGCCUGAAAAAAACACCCACAAUUCAAUUUUGAGGUCAAGCAUUGACAUCACCCUCUCCUCCCCUUCUCUCUCACUCAGUCUGUCUCUUUUGUCUCCCAGGAUGCCUUGCAGAUGUGUCUGACUUGGCAUUUCCCCAUCGCCUUUCAUUUUACCACCUGGCAGAUGUUAAGAGAGUGUAUAUUAAUGAGUAUUGUGUCAGUGAUCAAUGAGAACAUAGGUAAUCUAACAACUGGACCAUCAUUUAUGUAAUAUACUACACAGACUAAUGACUGACUACAAUGUUUGCCUUAUGGAAACAAUAUUAUGGUGGAUAUUUAUGGAAAUUAUAGGGUUAAUGUGGCGGUUAUGUGACCUUUUGGAAUUUGUUGAAUUGGUGGCCAUGUGAAGUGUCACCCUUCAUACACAAACAUGUAUGGAUUAUUUUUUAAAUGUGUAGCAGUGAAGCUGCUAUGAAUGAUGUCAAAAUGUACAAAAAAAAGGGUGGGUGGUGACGGCGUCAGUCUCAAAAACCCCUUUAUGUAACUCUGAGGGGUUAAACCGAGGUUCCGCAUGCGGACACCCUCACUACCCAAACCUUUUUGACCCUCCCCACCUCCCUCCCCUUCUCUGUUCUCCGUGCUCUGUCUCGCAUCGCUUUAGUGUUUCCUGCUCCCCAUCUUCCUCCCUCCUCCUUCACAGUGUAAAUAUAUGCAGUACAGAGGCCACGCCGGCGACCUCACCUCGCCUCCCAUCGGCCUCGACUUCGCUCCGAAACAGCGAGAGACUGUCCGGCGACAACAAUAUCUUCUGUUUCCAAGCUGCGGCGGUGGCUCCAUCCUCUUUGUCGCUUGUUGAUAGCAUGUACCGGUUAGAGAUGUUCCUGUUGUGACUCCAUACUUCCUCCCCUUUUCCCUGCACUGUGUCUGUUCUCCUCUGCAAGGUUACCUGCUUUUACUUUUUUGGUGUUAAUAAUAGUACAGAUGAUGAUGAUGUUAAUAAGUAUUUGAAUAACUAUGAAUAGUAAUUCCAUGUGAGAUAUUAAAAAAAAAAGAGAAAAACUGAUGGUAAUGAGUUGGCGUGGGGGAAAAUAAUUUUUGUACUUUACUGGGAGAGUCACAAACAUUGAAGGAUGAAAAAAAAUUAACAAAAAAAUACACAUGUAAAGUUUUUUCGAAGUGAUGUGCUCUAUUUUGCCAUGACAAGCUUUUUAAAAAUGCAUUUGGAGGAUUUAUUUCACCUGGCAGUGAAUGAUGAUGUAAAUUAUGAUUUAUUUACUGGACUCUUACUCAUUCAUCACUCAUAUUUGUCCAGUCUUUCUUUGAUUCAGAUCUCUGUCAGUCUCUGUGAGGCGGGUCUUGUUUGGCCAGACCGCAGGGAGAUAAAGAUGUAAUUAGCUCUUACCUGUGGCUGGCUAAGUGAAGGAGCCCGGGCCCCGCCUGUUACCCCCCUUUACAACCUGUGAUGGCCCCCAUAAAUCAAGCUCAAUCCUGCUACUGACAGGACUCCUCUUCAAGGACAACGCCGCCUCGGUGCGCCCUGUUCUCCCCUACCUGUGACACGCAGGCACGGGCACUACAAAACCCCCAUGGCACAAUUAUCCAUCCGCCUCCCCCGCACAGCACAAACAGUGGGAGGUAAGCCCGACACGGUAGCACUCUUUCUGCUCCACUCACAUGCAGGGACUGUAUGCAAAUUUGCCAUAAUGAGCCUGCACGGAGAGACGAGUUUACCCCGGCUGAACCCAGACUACUGCGGCUUUAAAGGGGAAUCACUUAGUAUUAAAUUGUCUGAAUGUGUUUUUGUUUGAAUUUGUUUCAAACCAGCAAUAACCCCUAACUCUACUGUGCAAGAGGUAUCAGAUAUGGUUAAAGCUGUGGUGUUAUAUCUGAAAAUUUAACAAGGUAUAUCAAAUGUUGUACUUUUACUGUGUACAGUACUCUGAAAUGAUUGUGAAGCUCUGUUUAAAUGGCCCUAAUCUUAAAAAUACUUCAUGUUGUACUCAAUUAGUCUUGCCCUCUGCGAUUUAGUCUGUGUGACAGAACAAACAUCAUUCGUGCAUGCAUCUUGUUGCUCCAAAAAUAAUGACAAAUUCCAUUUCAAGCACAAGAGCAGGUCGUUUGGUCACUGCUUCUUCUCUCUGUCUCAGUGACUUCUUCUUCACCCUCUCAGUUUCUCUUUUUCUUUGUUUUCCUACACAAACAUGCUGUAAUGUAUGAGUCCAUGUCAGCGUCCCCACUGGGUUUGUCAGUGGCAUGUAACAUCUGUAUGUACAUAAUCUGUCCUUGAUGAAGAAAAAACUAAAGAAAGCAUCAAAAGAAAGAGUACAAAAAAAUAACACUGUCAUGUUUUUCAAUGUGGGUUUGAAAAAAAAGCACGUCAAUGUUGGUGUAUGGGUGGAUUUUGAAAAGAAAAAAACAAGCUAACACUGUAUGUUGUGGUUCUAAGGACAUCGGACAAUAUGAUUUGAAACCAUGGUGUUUGAAUUGACAGAAUGUGGGCAUUUUUGUAUAAACA